AUGGUCAACGCGGCUUUGGCAAUUUAUUCCGAUCUUCUCGUCGACCGCAUGGAUUACGCCAAUGAAUGCUUCGACUUGGCCUCCAUGAUGCACGAUCAGGCUCCCGACGAUUCGACCAAAUGGCUGAUCGAGCAUGCACGAAAGCUCUUGGACGAUGCAAAGGCACAGCGCGAAGAGGAGCCAGAGGAAUCAACCGCAAGCAACACCGGAGACACCGGCAUUUCAUGGGAGGGCCAGUUCACCAAGGAAUGGAAGGCAGCCAAAGAAGCCAGAGAGGCCAGAGAAGCUCGGGAAGGGACAGCUACAGCUACAGCCACAGCCAGCUGUUCAACUCACCAUGAUACUACUACAAGCGAGUCUCAACGCACCCUUGCCACCACAGUUCAUGAUGAUGAUGAUGACGAUCCGGGAUCUGAAGCAACCGAGACAAACUGA
This is a messenger RNA of Exophiala spinifera, 435 nucleotides long. RefSeq lists its product as uncharacterized. The record is from RefSeq and is a predicted model, not a curated record. The coding region runs from base 1 to 435 and encodes 144 amino acids. Lineage: Eukaryota; Fungi; Ascomycota; Eurotiomycetes; Chaetothyriales; Herpotrichiellaceae. The transcript has a single exon.